UCUGUUACCAUUCAAACUUCUUAAAGACUGUCAGUAUCAGGUGAUGUUAAUAUCGAACGGGAGCACGACUGACGAAACCAUCGGACGAUACUAUUCGAAAUCGCAUGAUACAUGACUUGUCGAAAAUCCAAUUAAAGGUAGCCAUCUUUAUUAUAUGCGAACCAAUAUCAACACGGCUUGACCUGUAUACAUACGAAUUACGAUAGGGCGAGGUGACCUGCUUUCCUGACCGACAUUUUGACAGUAAACAAUACUGUAUCGAAACUCGCUGUGUAAGAUUCCAAACAUAGAUUAAAAGUAGCUGAUAAAAAAGUAUCUGUUGGAAACCAAAAAAAACUAACAACCUUGGAGUCAUAUCCAACAUAUCUGUGCAUUGAGUUGGAACUACUGAAGGUGCUGGUGACUGGUACACCAAAAACAAGAUAUUGACCAUGAGUCAGCUCAGUAAAGUGGACACUGCUUUCCGUAGUGUAAUCGUCUAUAAGUUCUUUAAGAAUGGAUGGGGAGCACCAGAGAAUCUCAAAAAGAUAUUUGAUUUUCGCAAGAAGAUGUCUAACAGGGAUACUUGUAAAUACAUGGUGAACAUGUCACUGGACACAGUUACUAUUGACAAGGAGGAAGAGAAAAAAGGCAUGAAGACCAUAGAAGGCCAUUUUAUGUCACCGUUUCAGAGACACUUGCCUGGAGUUAUGCCAGAGGAAGUUAGAACGGCUAGAUUCAAGAUGAUUCUUCCUAAGAACUGGCAGUCAGAAAAAUACAAGCCUGUCUGUAUACAACUGGCUGGUACAGGUGACCAUGGCUUCAAAACUAGAGAAGACAAGAUGGCGAUGCCGCUGUUGGAGAAAGGCAUUGCCUCCAUCCUGUUGGAAAACCCUUAUUAUGGCACUAGAAAACCAAAGAAGCAAACCCGGUCCUUCCUGCUACAUGUUAAUGAUCUGUUUGUGAUGGGGGCAGGACUGACCCUGGAGUCCCUCGUCCUCCUAAACUGGUGUGAGAGUAAAGGGUACGGACCUCUGGGAAUCACCGGCAUCUCCAUGGGCGGACACAUGGCAUGUUUAGCGGGCACUAACUGGCACAAGCCUCUUGUUCUGGUUCCGUGUCUGUCCUGGACCACAGCUUCCUCUGUCUACACCAGGGGAGUUCUGAGGAAUGGAAUCAAUUGGAAGAAGCUUGAAUCCCAAUACAAAGAUGAAUCCGAAUACAAAGGACUGGUUGACCUGCUUUGUGCACCAGAUAUGUGGGAUACAUCGGCUUAUUCAGAAGGACGCAAAGCUGUGUUUGAUAUAGAAAAUCCUGAGGACCUUAAAAGGGGAUAUGAAAUGGCUGCAAAUUACGUGUUAAACAACCAUUCUCCUCCGAAACAAGAGAGCAAACCGUUGGAUAGUGAGGAACAAGCCAACGUGUCUGAAGAUCUUGGUAUUUGGAGAAGUAAAAUUCUACCAGCUGUUUCAUCCAUUAAAACACCUGAUAUCAACCUGGAGCCCUUAUAUCAGUCUAUCAGUGGUAAGUGGAUGGAAAUCGGCAAAAGAGACGAGGCAGCGUUAGGUUUCAUGAUUGGUGUCAUGGAUGAGUGCACACAUCUUGGACAUUAUACAAAACCGGUGGACCAGAGCCUUAUCACAAUAGUGACAGCAAAACAUGAUGGCUACAUUCCCCGAGAUGAUGUGUUAGGCUUGGAUAAGAUCUGGCCUGGAGCCGAGGUUCGUUACCUAGAAGGAGGACAUGUUGAAGCCUAUAUCCGCCAUAAAGGAGUUUUCAUCAAAGCAAUAUCUGAUGCAUUUGAGAGAAGUAGAGAGAAGUACCACAGUUGACAGCGUGCUCCUAGUCGACAUGUUGCAGGAAAACACCGUGUAAUCAGCUGACGUCAUAUUGAGUGGGAUCAUGAUUUGUAAUGUCAAACAAUUAAUUUUUAGAUGAUAUUCCUGACCAGCACAUCACAUACAAUGCAGAUUGUUAUGUUUAUAUUUUUAACAACAGUGGUUACCUGAAGUUUUUUACUGUUUUUUAUUAUGAAAAAAGUGAGGAAGAUUUUGAGUAUUUGACAAUAACUGAAAUGAGUUAAUGGAGAUUUGUUAUUAUAUGGUAAUUAUGUAGAACUUGUUGAUUUCUCCUUGGUUGUAUAAAUAUGGAUGUCCAUACAUACUCAGAUUUACAUUACUUAAAGUAAGAUAAUGAGUCCAACUGCAGGUUAAAUGAAUAACGUCCACAAUUUUUUUCAUUUUUUUUUUAAAAGGAAAAAGCCUUUGAGCAUAUAAUGAAAAGAAAGUUAAUAAUUAAAAAUGGUACAAGGGAUAUAAUUUUCUAUCCUGAGAUCUAAGCACAAAACCGUAUAAAAAAAUAAGAGAUAAUGUAAAUACAAUAUACUCUGUUUUAUUUGUCCUAUAUAAAUAGUACAAAACUACCCCCAGCGUCUUUAUGAAAACAGGUCUGUCUUUUAAUAAUAAAUUACAUGAAGAUGUAAAGACAUGCAUACAUAGAGAAAUUUAACGUGUGAAGAGGACUGUGUUAUACUGAAUGUGUAUGAUUGUGAUUUUGUUGUUCACUAAACGUGUGAGAAUGUUAUUGUGCUGUUCACUAAACGUGUGAGAAUGAUAUUGUGUUAUUCACUAAACGUGUGAGAAUGUUAUUUUGCUGUUCACUAAACAUGUGAGAAUGAUAUUGUGUUGUUCGCUAAACAUGUGAGAAUGAUAUUGUGUUAUUCACUAAACGUGUGAGAAUGUUAUUGUGCUGUUCACUAAACGUGUGAGAAUGUUAUUGUAUUGUUCACUAAACAUGUGAGAAUGUUAUUGUGUUGUUCACUAAACGUGUGUGCUUGAGAUUUUGUUGUUCACUGAACAUGUGUGAUCGAGAUUGUGUUGUACACUGAACAUGUGUGAUCGAGAUUGUGUUGUACACUGAACAUGUGUGAUCGAGAUUGUGUUGUCAAGUGAACAUGUGUGAUCGAGAUUGUGUUGUUCACUGAACAUGUGUGAUCAAGAUUGUGUUGUACACUGAACAUGUGUGAUCGAGAUUGUGUUGUACACUGAACAUGUGUGAUCGGAAUUGUGUUGUACACUGAACAUGUGUGAUCGGGAUUGUAUUGUACACUGAACAUGUGUGAUUGAGAUUGUAUUGUACACUGAACAUGUGUGAUUGAGAUUGUAUUGUACACUGAACAUGGGUGAUCGGGAUUGUGUUGUACACUGAACAUGUGUGAUUGAGAUUGUGUUGUACACUGAACAUGUGUGAUCGGGAUUGUGUUGUACACUGAACAUGUGUGAUCGGGAUUGUGUUGUACACUGAACAUGUGUGAUCGGGAUUGUGUUGUACACUGAACAUGUGUGAUCGGGAUUGUGUUGUACACUGAACAUGUGUGAUCGGGAUUGUGUUGUACACUGAACAUGUGUGAUCGGGAUUGUGUUGUACACUGAACAUGUGUGAUCGGGAUUGUGUUGUACACUGAACAUGUGUGAUCGGGAUUGUGUUGUACACUGAACAUGUGUGAUCGGGAUUGUGUUGUACACUGAACAUGUGUGAUCGGGAUUGUGUUGUACACUGAACAUGUGUGAUCGGGAUUGUGUUGUACACUGAACAUGUGUGAUCGGGAUUGUGUUGUACACUGAACAUGUGUGAUCGGGAUUGUGUUGUACACUGAACAUGUGUGAUCAGGAUUGUGUUGUACACUGAACAUGUGUGAUCAGGAUUGUGUUGUACAGUGAACAUGUGUGAUUGAGAUUGUGUUGUACACUGAACAUGUGUGAUCGGGAUUGUGUUGUACAUUUUAACACCUUGUGUAUACAAGUAUACAAGUUGUCGAUACUAUUUACAAUGUUACCGGUAUUUUACUGUUUCACUACCUCAGGGAUCCAACACUGCACCUAUUAUGUAUAUGUACAGUCAUUAUGAUAUCUAGGUUGUAGGUUCAGACUUCAUACAAGUUGUUUAGCAUUAAUAUCACGAGGUGUGGAAUGAAUGGUACCUAACGAUCACAUGUUAAUUUGUUUGUAGACUGAUUUAAAAAAAAUUAAAAAAUUGGCAAUCCCUGUUACAUGAUAUACUUCAAGGUAUAUCAACUACUGAUGUGAAAACUAACAUUUCUAGACUUAUGGAUCAACUAUAAUCUUCCCUUAUGUAAUUCAGUUCUCACAGUUUAGUUUGGGGCAGUAGAUGCUAGUACAUUUUGCAUUAAGGAUCCUUGACCCUCUGUCGGGGCAUUUACAUUGACCAGGCAGCUCAGUCGGUUAGAGUGAAAUUUUAACAAUCUGAAGUCUUUGGUUCAAAUCUCAGGUUUGCUAAAUCUUUACACUCAGAGCACUGUUGUUGGUUAUAUUUUGUUUAUAUAUUUAAGUGUGUGUGUGUGAGGUCUAGUCCAGGUCAUUCUAUUAAAAACCAUUGGGGUACAGACUUUAAUAUGUAGGCUUAUGGCAGCACGUCAUUAUUGCUGCAGAGUGCCAAAUUUUUUGUGUGAUGGUCAUCUGCCAGAUAUCUACAGUUAAUUAUACAACAUGUAGUCAUUGGAUACCACAAUGUGUUGACUCAAUCAAAUCAAACCUGUGUACCAUGUGUACAUGAUCUUGCCGUCAUAAGUCUGUGUUUAGCUCAGGAAACAGUAUGAUCCUCUGUUUUUGUGUCCUGUAGUAUUUUUCCUUUCUGUUGACAUGUAUUUGUUCAUUUUGGAUCAUUUGUGAGUGUAGAUCCUUGAGAAUUUUUUCCACUGGUAAACAUUUGUAAACAUUAUAAUGGAAGUACAUUGUUGUGUAACGUAUAAACAGGAGAAGGGUUUCUUUGUGGAGAUGAUUUUAUUCUCCUGUGUACAAAUAAUAAUAAUUAUUGAGGUUCUUAUAUACCGCUUUAUCAAAACCUAGAUUGUAGGUCAUCUCAUAGCGAACAGUACAGAGGAUUACCCAUGACUCAAGGCAGGUUAUCGUGUUUAUCUCAUAUUACCAGUUUUAUUAAGUGUCUUUUUAAAAUCUUUGAAUUAACUAAUGAGUGUUAGAUAAACAUAACAGGUCAACCUUUCUUCACCAGUUCAGGGAUAUUGUCUCCCCUAUGGUUCAUGUCCUAUCCACCCAUCCUGUUAAACUUGACUCAAACCUGAGAAAUAUCACAGAAAACCAUUAAGGAUAUUUAAUAUGAUGCAAAAACUUUGUGACUUUGGAUUUUUUAUGCAGUUUUCUAGAAAUGAAGUAACUCGAAAAUUACUAUGAAACUGCAUCCAUAUGUUCGUCCCAGUGUUAAACAUGUAGACAACCUAAUUACACUGGCGGUGUUACAGAGUCUCAGCAGUGAGGAGGAAACCUGGUGUAUUGAGGAAGGCACUUGUUCACUGAUUUGUUUUAAAGAGAAAUGAUUGUUAUCACAUGUAGAUUGUAUGGGGAUAACUGUGUUGCUGGUAUUACUAUUUAUUUAUGAAGUUUAUUAUUAUUAACCAUAUUGGUUUGAUCCGGUAUUUUUCAGUGCUUUCUCAUUUGAAAUAGGUUCCUGCUAUUAAGUGUUUCAGUUUGUUGAUAUGAUUCAGGAAAUCUUAAAGUGAAAACAUGUUUAAGACAGAAUUCUGCUUUGAUCUGAACUGGUAUUUUCCCUUUGAUGGGUCUAUGGUCCAUGCAUACCUCUCUCUACUUCUAUAAAUCGUUUCCGUGAUAACACACACACACACCCCGAUAGAACACCUCUUUUUGGAUACUUUUAAGUUAGUUAAUGGAAUUAACAAAAUGCGUUUUGAAUUCAGAGUGUUCCCCAAUUUUUCUGUCUGAUGCACUGCAUUUUACCUUCUUAUGAAACUUGCACAUGAUUGUAGUGGAUAGUUGUAUUUUUGGUUUCAGUGAGUGUUUUUUUUGGAAUGUCCCUUCUCUGAUUACUCUAACAUUUUCUCAGUACUGCUUUUAACCUUCUUACCAAAUUUUUUAUGAAACUUGAUAGACUUGAUCAAAUCAUCUUUUUAUUUUUCAAUCACAGACGAAUACCGUUAUCUAGGAGCCGGCACCGUUCUCAGAGAGGCCGCUAUACAUCUAGUUAACUUUUACCUUUGUUUUGUUAUUAUGUUAACGAAUGUACUUGUGUUGUGUUCUCAUCUACAUUUACAAAUUAAGUAUUUUGAUAUCAUGCAAUGAAAUGUGGGUAGCUGCACAUGUAUUUGUAAGAGAGAAACAAUUACUACCUGUAAUAUAUAUAUACGAUUAUUGAUAAAAUCAUGAAAAUUCUUCCUAUUUAUUUUCACAAAUUGUUGAUGGUUUUGUAAUAUUAGUCCACAUAAGAUGAACUGAGUGCCAAAAUAUCACUUGAUAACUAAUAUUUUGAACAUAUUUUAGUUAUUCAUUACUAUAGUUUACCAUUUAUGAAAGUUGGCAUUAUACAGAAAGGUUAACUUACCAUUCACCCCUAAUGUCACAUUUGAACAUGACCAAAUCAAAGACUGGGUAAGUCCAGUUUAAAUAAAUAGGGGUGAAUGAAUUAAUGGAAUACUCAGUAUUACUGCAAGUGGAGAAGUGUACAAAAUUAUCUCAUCUUGGUUUGAAUCAGGUGAAUAUAUAUAAUUAACAUCCUUAAGAAAUACCCUGACUAAAAACUUAUGGAUACAUGUAUAAGCAAAGUUUUAUGUACUAAAAUGUAAUCUAUAUAAUUUCCUAGGAUUUUGAAAUAUAGCUGGUAAAACAUUUCCUGGGUACUUAGGUAGACGAUGAGUUUCUCUGUAAUACAGGAAACUCUGUUCUCACCGACAUCAACAGUAGCUAUCUGGUGUGUCAGUUAUGUCAGGGCAAAUGACAGGGAUACCAGCAUAUAUGGGCCAAACAAUAUGACAUAUUUUAUACAGGAUGUAUUGAAGGCCAGGUUACAGUUCAGUCAGUAUUCUCUGUACUAUUUCAGAUUCUGCAAGACAAAAUUUGUUAUAUAUAUUGAAACUAAUCUUUGCUGAAAUGGUUAAGAAGUUUUAUGAUAAUGAUGUGAAUUGGUGCAUGAUUGUAUAUUUCCUAUUUGCCAUAAUGUCUACUAUGCAAUGUCUAGUAACAUGGAAAUAUUUAAAAUGACCUCAGUUGUACUAAUUUGCUCCACAAAGAGUUUGUUGUGUUAAGUUUGAGAUUCAAAGAUAUAGACAUUCAGAGACUACUUGUACCAGGUUUUUUUAAUUUAUUUUUACCACAAUUGAACUUAAGCCUUUUUUGCCCUCAGAUAUGAGGAUGAAUUGACCAUCGCAGAACAUAUCCAUACACAGCAUAUAAAUAUAGUGUUAACAUGAGAAGGGGGAAGAUAAGAUUGUGCAAACAUGGAUUUUACCAGUUAACCUGCAAACUCUCCCAGUAUACUGUAUUCUAUCUGCUCUGUAAGAAUUUGACUAAGACUUGAGAACCAGUGUGCUGGCAGCAUUCCAUGGUACUGAUCUCACGAACUGAGCUUGUAUUCUGACACUGAAUCCCCUUUUGGUUGUUACUACUACUAUGUCUAUACCCUGUACAUUUGCUGUAGACUUGAUACUAUGUCUAUACCCUGUACAUGUGCUGUAGACUUGAUCCUAUGUCUAUACCCUGUACAUGUGCUGUAGAUUUACUACUAUGUCUAUACCCUGUACAUGUGCUGUAGACUUGAUACUAUGUCUAUACCCUGUACAUUUGCUGUAGACUUGAUACUAUGUCCAUACCCUGUACAUGUGCUGUAGACUUGAUCCUAUGUCUAUACCCUGUACAUGUGCUGUAGACUUGAUACUAUGUCUAUACCCUGUACAUGUGCUGUAGACUUACUACUAUGUCUAUUACCUGUACAUGUUACUUGUAGACCUGGAGAUAUAUAUGAUUAUGUAUCAUCUGUUAUAUUUGUAUUAUCAUGAUGAGAGAUACCAUAAAGUGCUUAACAAGAAA
Mizuhopecten yessoensis (Yesso scallop) is the source of this 7829-nucleotide messenger RNA. Its product is annotated as protein ABHD18-like. The transcript is spliced from 13 exons. The coding region runs from base 432 to 1811 and encodes 459 amino acids. NCBI's taxonomy places the organism in Eukaryota, Metazoa, Mollusca, Bivalvia, Pectinida, Pectinidae. The record is from RefSeq and is a predicted model, not a curated record.